This is a messenger RNA of Linum trigynum, 4273 nucleotides long. The record is from the annotation of a GenBank genome assembly. NCBI's taxonomy places the organism in Eukaryota, Viridiplantae, Streptophyta, Magnoliopsida, Malpighiales, Linaceae.
GGCCUUUCUUGUCAAACAUGAAUUAUUAUAACACCUUUGAGAACAGAAAGGAGAAAAAUACCCUUAAAUGACAGCGAUGUGUCAUUAGGAUAACAAUUUACUACCUAUAGACUUCGGUGGAAAUAUGAACUGAUCUGUGUGUUUCAUUCUACAAUUCCCAGCAGAUAACUAUGGACCUGGCUGAAGGACUAUUCAUUUCUUUACUUCUUCAGCUCAUAAUUUCUCUUAGUCUUUGCUCUUUUUCAUCCACAGACACCAUAAGUUUCAAUGAAUCUCUUGCAGAUGGUCAAGUGUUGGUCUCUAAUGGUGAAAGGUACACUCUUGGUUUCUUCAGCCCCGGAAAGUCAAGCAAUCGUUACCUUGGAAUUUGGUACACCAAAGUCUUGGUUCAGACUGUUGUUUGGGUCGCCAAUAGAGACAAUCCGAUCAACGAUACUUCCGGACUGCUGUUGAUCGACAGACGAGGCGAUGCAGUUCUGCAACGGGGAAGAAGAAAUAUUACUUCUGAUGCAGAGACGGUUCUAUGGAAGAGCUUUGAUCAUCCCACUGACACCAUCUUCCCAAACAUGAAGUUCGGUUUGGACCGUAAAACAGGACUGAUCAAAUCGGCUCGGUCCUGGAAGGCCCCUGACAAUCCCGCGACAGGGAACUGGUCCUAUUACUUGGACACAGACGGGGUGCCCCAGCUGAUGCUCUACCAGGGUCAGACCAAAUGGUGGAGGAGCGGCCCGUGGAAUGGAAACAAGUGGAGUGGGAUUCCUGACAUGUCUCGUACUUUCAUCUUCAACACGAGCAUCGUCAACAACGAGAGUGAAUCAAGUGUCGUCUGGGGGAUCCUGGACCCCAACAUCAUAUCGAGGUUGUACCUAGAUCCAACAGGGUUCAUGAAGCGUGCCACGUGGCAUGAUCAGGACAGUCGGUGGAUCGAGUUCUGGACCGUCCCUAAGGAGCCCUGUGACUACUAUGGACAUUGUGGACCGAAUGGGAAAUGCGAUCCUUAUGAUGCAGGGGUGUUCGAGUGCAACUGUCUUCCGGGAUUCGAACCGAGGUCCCCGAAUGAUUGGUUUUUGAGAGAUGCUACGGCCGGGUGCAUCAGGAAGCGGUCCGGAUAUAAUUCUAGUUGUGGGGGUGGUGAUGGUUUUGUGAAGUUGGACAAUGCUAAAGUUCCUGAUACGUCAACCGGGCGAUUGAUUGUUGGCAUGGAUCUAAACAUGUGCAGGCAAGAGUGUCUAAGAAACUGUUCUUGUACAGCUUAUGCAAGUUCGAAUUUGACGAGUAGAAUUGGGUGCAUAACGCUACACGGGGCCUUGAUGGAUACUAGAGUGUUUAGUGAUGGUGGGCAAGACUUAUACGUCCGAGUGGAUGCGAUUGAGUUAGCUGAGUACAGGGAAAGGUCGAAAGGACAUACGAGGAAGAAGAAGCUGUUUGCAAUUGUUUUAAGCUCUAUUGGUGUAGCCUUCAUUCUGGCAAUUUCCACUGUGUAUUGCCUGCGGAAGAGGAAACAAAUUGGAAGGAGAGGAGCAACAAAGAAUGUUUCCCCUACUACACAUUACGCUGCAGAGAAGGAAAAUUCGUAUGAAGAUGAAGACUCCUCUGUACCUAUUUUCGAUAUAAAUGACAUAUACGCUGCCACGGAAAAUUUCUCUAUGGCCAACAAACUUGGACAAGGAGGUUUCGGCUCUGUUUAUAAGGGUUUGUUGUCCAACGGACAAGAAAUAGCUGUGAAAAGAUUAUCUCAAACAUCAAGACAAGGAAUUGUGGAAUUCAAGAAUGAAGUGAAGCUAGUUUCCAAACUCCAACACAAGAAUCUAGCAAGGCUAUUUGGUUGCUGCAUUCAUGAUGACGAAAAGAUGUUGGUCUAUGAGUACUUGCCAAACAGAAGCCUUGACUUCUUCAUCUUUGAUAAAACAAAAGGCUCAAUGUUGGACUGGAAGAGACGAUUUGAUAUCAUUGUUGGGAUUGCUCGAGGCUUGAUGUAUCUACAUCAAGAUUCAAGAUUGAAAAUCAUUCAUAGGGAUCUUAAAGCUAGCAAUGUCCUACUAGAUGCUGCAAUGAAUCCAAAAAUUUCAGAUUUCGGGAUGGCUAGAUUAUUUAUGGAAGAUCAAAUGGAGGCAAAUACAAACAGAGUUGUUGGAACUUAUGGAUACAUGUCUCCGGAGUACGCAAUGGAAGGUCUAUAUUCAACAAAAUCUGAUGUAUUCAGUUUCGGAGUGCUAACACUGGAGAUUGUCAGUAGCAAAAGGAGCAACCACUUUUACCAAGAAAGUGCAUCAGUUACCCUAACUGGGCAUGUGUGGGACUUGUGGAGAGAAGGAAGAGCAUUAGACAUAAUGGAUUCUUCAACAAUGGGAGAAUCAUAUUCCACGGAUCAAGUGAUGAGGUGCAUUCAGAUAGGGCUUUUAUGCGUCCAAGAAUCAACUUCAGAUCGGCCAACCAUGUCGAAUGUUGUCUUCAUGCUGAGCAAUGCAACCACUCUGCCAUCACCCAAAAAGCCAGCAUUCGUUCUACUAAGAACAAAAGAUGAAUUCCGCUCUUCAACCGCGGCUGUCGGAUCCACAGAUCCUUCCACCAACCGUGUGUCAGUAACCACCUUGGAAGCUCGAUGGUAGAUGGAAAGCUACCAUUUGAUACAAAAAGUGUUUGUCUAUUUUUACCUGAGAGUAGCUACAUUCUACAAUUUGGAGUUAUAAAAUCAUGCAAAAUUAUGAGUACUUUAUAAUGACAACAGAUUUGUUUAUUUUUUUUAAUGUUAUAAUUAGUGCCGUUAAAGACUUGCUAAUUAUCGCUUAUUCAAAGUCCAGGGUGAUAGCUGGCAGUACAUUCUUUGGCGUAAUCUUCCAAUUUGGAGUUAACAGAUAACAUAAGAAACAAUAUUUUCAAGAAUCGGUCAAUUUUAUGCAUUAUAAAAUCAUGCAAAAUUGGUUCAUUAUGUUAAGAAAAGACGAAGUCAACGUUAAUUAGCAGGGUACAUCACCCUAUACGCCAUGGUUGUACAAGGUGUGCAAACAUACACGGAGCAGGCUAGUUGGCGCGGGACACAGUAUAAUUAUUAAUUAAUUUACUUGUUAGGAUGGAAAUUGAUACGAUAACGAUAUUUCAAUAUCAAAUACUGAAAUAAAAAAUAUCAAAUAGUCAGUGGCGGAGCCAGAAAAUUGGCCAAGGGGGUGUCUUUAUCAUAUCAUAAAAAAUCACCUAUACAAUAGAAAAGUCAACUUUAAAUUAAACAAAAAGUCAACAACGCAAUACUCUAAAUUCAUACAAUUACAUUAAAAUAGUUUCACGUACACCGGUUACAACGUCAAACAAAUAAGUUCAGUACAUACAAAUCAAGACUUCCAUUCAUCAAAUACUACAAAUUAGAACUCAGAAGUACCUUGGAAUUGAUUUUGUGAAACAAACAAGUGAACUUCAAUUGGUACUUCUUCACUUUCAACUUUAUUUAAACAAAAGAGAAGAAAUUUCUCUGUUGGAGAGCUACAAAAAAAAUGAGCGAGUUUAAACAAAAGACAACAAUUUAUUACUAUAAAUAAAGACGAAAGUGUAUUGCAUAACAAAACUCACUCAAUCGAAAUGAUAAGAAAUUCUUCCUGCAACUGAAUGGUCAUUGGUUCGAAUUUGUAUAUACCCCUACUCGAAAAAAAUUCUCAAAACCCACCCCCUCCUCUACAAGUGGCGCCACUGCAAAUAGUGUUUUAAACUAAAUCUCAAAAUAAAUUUGGUAUCCCAAUUCCAACCACUAAUAUUUUGUGGACAGUCUAUGAACGUUCAACAUUUUGGAACAUGGAGAACUGGAAGUAUUAGUUCAGUGAUGUAGCUCUCCUUUAAUAAAAUUUUGGUGUGCAUGGUUUAAAAACUUGUAGUCGGUUUUAAUAAAUAUGUUGUACACUUUAAGAAAUUUAUGGUAUGCUUUAUGAAAUUUCUAGUAUGUUUUAGAGUACUUACUAUCUAAUUAAAAAAUUUAGCAUGUUUUAUGAAUUUUAUGGUGCGGUAAGCUUCUUGUAUGUUUUAUAACCUUUAUGGUCUGCUUUAUGAUAUUUGUGGUGUAGUUUGUAGUGUUUUUGAAUUUCGUGGUAUGCUUCAAAAUACUUUGUGGAGAAGCGUAAUUUUGUAGUCAGUUUCUCCUUAAUUUUUAAUAUUGACAAGUGUACUCCUCCUUUUAUAAAUCUUCAUUAACUUGUUGUAUACCCUUUGAAAUUAAAAAGUCAUCAAGACAAAAUAUUCAUAUUCAUUGAAAUUAGUGUUGGCACUAUACUAACAAAUUGGGUGUUAACAC